AUGACGACAAGAGAUGUGGUGAAAGGAAAAGAGAGGAAACCGACACAUGGAAGAGGGAAAGAGAUUCGACAAGAUGGACACAGUUUCGGUAAGAAGAAGGGAGACAAACCAAAGAGUACUAAAGGAAACAAUUCGGUGAGAAUGCAGACAAUAUGGAGAGAGGAAACCAGUGAGUGGGAUAGAAAGAGAAACCCGACGAUAGUUCUACCGAGUGGGAGAGGGAAAGAGACUUGA
Arabis nemorensis is the source of this 234-nucleotide messenger RNA. Lineage: Eukaryota; Viridiplantae; Streptophyta; Magnoliopsida; Brassicales; Brassicaceae. The record is from the annotation of a GenBank genome assembly.